Molecule: messenger RNA, 3360 nt
Organism: Letharia columbiana
Lineage: Eukaryota; Fungi; Ascomycota; Lecanoromycetes; Lecanorales; Parmeliaceae
Exons: 7
Coding region: 1-3360 (1119 amino acids)
Source: RefSeq, a predicted model, not a curated record
AUGUCGACAUCGAAGCAUGGCAAGCGCCAAGAAGAAUACCUUCGCACUUUGUAUGAGCCUGACGUGCAGGGAGAGCUGGCCCAGCAUCUUAUUGACAUCGUAUUCGUACACGGGCUGAACCCCCACAGCAAUGCCGAUUUUGCCAAUGCUACCUGGACCCACGAGAACGGGAAUUUCUGGCCUACCAAACAGCUCCCGAAGCGUGUCCCAUCAGCUCGCAUCCUUGUCUUCUCCUACAACUCACAGGUAGCCUGGGACACCAGUAAGAACGGGAUUCAAAAACACGCCAAUAACCUGCUUGAUCGGCUCUCCGGAGCUAGAGAGUCCAGACUUGCUGAUAAAAACUACAGUGUACCCAUCAUCUUCGUCGCACACAGUCUCGGAGGCCUAGUGGUCAAACAGGCACUCGUCACUGCUAAGAUUGAUGACACAUACAUUAAUCUCAGAAAAGCAACCUAUGGCCUUGUCUUCUUCGCUGUACCCCAUCAAGGCGGCCAUGGAGCUGGUCUCGGCGCGAUCGCAAAGAAUAUCGUGUUGUCGCUGACGGGUGAUGCGAACAACGACCUCAUAGAGUCACUGAAGUCGAAUUCUCUCUUUCAGGAAAGCCAGACGGCAUUCUUUAAGCAUCAGCUGGAAGACUACCAGAUAGUCUCGGUCUGCGAGGACAAGCCAACGAAGCUUACCAGAUUUCUUGGCAAGGCAACGGCUUUGGUCGUUGUCGACGAAAGGUCUGCGACUUUGGGAUUGCCAGGCACUCGGGAAAAGCUUCUGACUGUCAACUCGAACCAUUCAGAGGUCUGUAAGUUCGAGGAUGACGAUGACAAGUUUGAGCCUAUCAAACGUGCUAUUGGAAUGCUGGCAGAUCAUGCUAUCGCCGAGCAGAAGAAGACUGCUGCCGAUCAAUCUCGCGAUCAUUUACACGCACAAGGAUAUGUCCAAAAAUUUCUCGAUGGCCUCCACUUCCCCGCAAUAGUGUCCCGUGAAGAAGAAAUUGCCGAUGCUCACCAAGAGACGUUUCAGUGGAUUUUUGAUGACUCCGGCGAUGCAGUGCGCCCUUGGCCCAAUUUCGUGGAGUGGCUCAAGACAGGCCGGGGAACAUAUUGGAUCUCCGGCAAAGCGGGGUCUGGGAAGUCGACUUUGAUGAGCUAUAUCUGCGGGGAUUCACGGACCAUGAGGUCCCUAAAGAUCUGGGCAGGACCAAAAGUUUCAACAGUGGUUACGCCGAGAUUCUUCUUCUGGAGUCCCGGCAGCCCGAUGCAAAAGACUUCCGUGGGAUUGCUUCGGUCUCUUCUCUAUCAGAUAUUUCAGGAGUAUCCUGAGAGUGUUCCACUGCCGACAAGAAACGAAUCCCUCUCAGAUUGGACGGAGAAACGGCUUCGAAGGAUUUUUCAGAACUUAACUCGUGAUAUAUCGAGCUCAUAUCGCAUUUGCUUCUUUAUUGAUGGACUGGACGAGUUCAGCGGUGAUCACGACGCACUGAUUGAGAUGUUUCAGGAGCUGGUGCAGGAUGAGAAAAUCAAAGUGGUACUGUCUAGUCGGCCGUACCCAACAUUCGAUCGAGCAUUUGGCUCCAGAGCUAUGCUUAAACUGCAAGACCUGACUAGAGCCGAUAUUAAGAAGUUUGUGUUGGAUAAGUUCUUCGCUCAUCCGAAAAUUCAGUCAAUGGCAGCCCAAGAGCCUCAGAAUGCCUUCGAGCACGACCUUUAUGAUUUGAUCAAUGAUAUUGUCUGGAAAUCUGACGGUGUCUUUCUUUGGGUCGACUUGGCUGUCAAGGACCUGAUACGAGGGAUCAACGAUGAAGACAGCCUAGAACAACUGAAAGAAAGGCUUGACUUCUUACCAACAAGACUUGAAGAUCUCUACGCACAGAUGCUCAGUAAAAUCGACAAAGUCCAUCAGGAAGAAGCGGCUUGGUUCCUACAAAUUGCACUUCAUCAGCAGUCGAACGCGUGUUCGCACCGGUCGAACGAUCUUCUCGACUUCACGCUUGCAGUCUAUAAAUGUCUGGACCGUGAUCUUGAGUCUUCAGCGGAUUUUCCUUCGCAAAAUGUGAUGGAUCAUUGCCAGUGGACGAGAAGAAGGAUCGCAACGACCUGCGCUGGCCUUCUUGAAGUCCACCAACCAACAUUCGGCAGAAGCACCGCGCAAAGUUCCCCAGAAAACACCAGUUCAGAAGACACCGAUCCAGAAGACACCGAUUCAGAAGACACCGAUUCAGAAGACACCAAUCCAGAAGACACGAUCCCAGAAGUCCAGUUUGUGGUCUCAUUCCUGCAUCGCACCGUCGCAGAUUUUCUAAACGAAUCCGAGCAAGGAAGAAAGUUUCUAGGUGCAAACACGUCACCAAAUCGAAACAUUUAUGUAGUAUGGGCCAAAGUGCUAGUGGCUAAAGUACGAAUGCUUGGGUUUACUCAGGACACAAAUUUGAUUGAAGCUUUAACCAUUGAAGACAUCAUGACAGCCGCCUCUGAUGCCGAAUACAAAACUGGUGUGGCUCAGACGGCAAUCUGUGCCUAUAUAGAGCUCGCCGUGACAAUCCUAGAUCAGAAAAGAGGAGUCCCUGUACCAGGGUCGCACUGGUGUACACGCAUAAAUAAGUGGGCUUCGCGUUGGAGUUAUGGAGUACGGUAUAGUUACUUGGAGCGUAGCCUAAGCAAUCAAUUUCGCUAUACCAGCAAUCAAGCUAAAGAAGACGGCUCGUCGAGGCCAGCGUCAGAUCGGCCAAUCGACUACCUUGGCUUUGCAGUGUCCAAUGGUUUGAAGUUGUACGUGCAGCAGCAAAUAACGUUACUCCCAGCCGACUUUCAAUCAUCUACAGCAACUUACUUGUUACGAUGUACAAUAAUUUCUUCUCGCUUCGACGACAUCGGCCCUUCGCAGACUUCGAGAUUCCUUGACCUCGUUUGUGCGCUUUUGAGACACGGUGCAAACCCAAACGUGCCGGUAUGUGAAAGCACUGUCUGGGGUCAUUUUCUGGCACGGAUGGUCUUUGCGAAGGACGACCGAAGAUGGAUGGACCAUGAGCUUGCACAUACUAUGGAAAGGCCCUGGAGAACAGCGUUCAACUGUUUCAUCGAGCAUGGGGCUGACACGAAUGGCAUACUUUCCAUGCAGAGGUGGAACUUCCUAAAGUUUGAAAUCGAAGAACGUGACCUUCACAGACUUCCGAAUGGUUCUUCGAGAUUUAGAAAAGUGCUAGGAAUUUGGUGCUACCUUCAAUUUCCCAUCAGUGUGUCUGUUCCAACACUGAUUCGGUACUACUUGGGCGACUCGCCCGACUCUGCAGAUAUUCUUUCAGCCUGUAUGCUCAAUGGUGCUUUUUAUCAUGCAAAAUGCACGGAAAUAUCCAUCGAAUUUUGA